Messenger RNA from Tricharina praecox, 567 nucleotides. RefSeq lists its product as uncharacterized. NCBI's taxonomy places the organism in Eukaryota, Fungi, Ascomycota, Pezizomycetes, Pezizales, Pyronemataceae. The record is from RefSeq and is a predicted model, not a curated record. Bases 1 to 567 code for a protein of 188 amino acids. The transcript is spliced from 3 exons.
AUGGGCUCAAUCUUUGAAAACUCCAUCCAGCCGGCAGAACGUUCCAAUGCUGGUUCCCAGACGGAAUCUCAGCCGGCCUCCCUGCGGCUCCCGGAGCCUAACGUUGAGAUCGCCAGUCCGAUCCUCCGCUGUACCUUCCAGUCAUGCGCUUCCAAAGACGAAGACCGGGUAUUCACCGGCAAAGGCGCCAGAUCCGCCUACAAACGGCACAUGGACACGCACAACAAGCCAUACACGUGCACGCAUCUCAAGUGCUUCCGCAACAAGCACGGCUUCUCGCGGAAGGAUAAUCUCAACAUCCACCUGAAGUCGCACCUCACGCGGAAGGCGCGGAACAUGGCCGAGAACUCGGCCACCACCCAGGACGCCGCCCUUCGCCGCGUAGAACUGACGGCCCAGAAGGAAAUGAUCAGAAUUCUGGUCAAGACUGCAAAUGCCCUCAUGAGCCGCAUAGAGAGCGAGCAGGAAGAGGAUCUCCCGGAAGUGCCGUCUUCGAGCGGCGGGAAGAGCGACGGGAGCGAGAUGGAUUGCGAGGAGGAGCCCGCGAGGGAUCAGGCUCCCUGUUGA